Molecule: messenger RNA, 381 nt
Organism: Lathyrus sativus (Indian pea)
Lineage: Eukaryota; Viridiplantae; Streptophyta; Magnoliopsida; Fabales; Fabaceae
Source: the annotation of a GenBank genome assembly
AUGGCAACAUAUUCUGUUGGUAAUUUCUCUGAGUCUGCAAUCCCAUUUUAUGGUUGCAAUAAAGCUAUGAGAAUGUUCAUUUUAAACUCAACUGAAAACCCUAAAAGAAGAUUAUGGAAGUGUUCAAAUUUGGGAUUACGUUGCAAGCUAUUCAUCUGGGAUAAUGAGCUUGAAUGCAGCACAUCAAGUAAACACAAAAACUCAAUUGGAUGCAAUUGCUCAGAUGUAGUUCAAGAAUUAGGGUGCAUCAUUAAAGAUCUUGAAGAUUGGAAAAAAGAGAAGAUGAAAAUGAAGUUGGAAAACGAAAGGAAGAAGGCCAGAAUGUUGAAGCUUUUGUUGACUUUUUCAUGGUGUCUCUUCUUUGCCUACAAGAAAUGGUAG